Molecule: messenger RNA, 2498 nt
Organism: Pectinophora gossypiella (pink bollworm)
Lineage: Eukaryota; Metazoa; Arthropoda; Insecta; Lepidoptera; Gelechiidae
Exons: 5
Coding region: 192-755 (187 amino acids)
Source: RefSeq, a predicted model, not a curated record
UCUACUCUACUUAGUCUGUGCUCGGCGAGCUUGGGCGACGCAAUAAAAACUAAUCUGAUGUCUGUCAUUCCGUGAUGUGAUGUCAAAUAUUGUAGUUAUUCUUCUUUGUUUUGUGAGAUUGUGUAUAAUUUGUACCUACAGUCAUUGAUUUUAACAUUUUUUAAAGAGUGAGCUCACGUUGUAUCUAUAAAAUGAGCACGUCGAGAGGAAACGUGUCCCGAAAAAGACCACAAAAACAUCAAAAUAAAACAGCUUUUAAAAACGACUUGCAUGAUACAAGCAAAAAAACUAAAUUAUUGAACUCUUUGGAAAUAUCAGGACUAUGUAAGAGGUGCAAGGAUAUCAUUGAUUGGAAGAUUAAAUAUAAGAAGUACAAGACUCUUACUGCUCCUGGGAAAUGUGUGGCUUGUGGUCAAAAAACGGUCAAGCAUGCAUACCACGUGAUGUGUUCCAAAUGUGGUGCUGAUAAGAAUGUUUGCACAAAGUGCUGCAAACACCCAGAAAAUGAUGAAGGAUCAAUGCAAAGUAAUGCAGAGUCAAUCCUAAAUACAGAUUUGGAGGCAAUGCUAAAAAUGUUACCAGAAAGGAAGCGUCGAUCAAUACUUAGGUUUAUAAAUAAACAUGAUGAUGGUGAAAAUAAAAUAACUCCUGAGUUGAUGUCUCACAUUGAAGAACUGACUGCUGGUAUUAAUAAUACUAAUAUUGAUGAUGAUGAUGAUAUGGACUUUUUAAGUGAUAGUGAUGAAGAAAAGUAAAGUAAAGAUUUAAUUACAGGUAUAUUUCUCUUUUACAACAGCUAUAAAAGUUAAUGUUUUAAAUACACUUCUCAUCAAAAAAAUCGAAACACCUUGCAAGUUUACGUUUUGUCAGGAUUAUCAGAAAAAUGUGUACAUUUAGGAAUAAAUGUUAAAUGUCGUUUAAUAGUGAGUAAUAUGAGCUUAUCAAAUCUUAAUGUUCUAAAUUUAAAUGAAUUUUUCAUAGGUUUCGUAUUUUGUUAAAUGAGUCAUUUUUAUUCCGUAUGGAGUAUAAAGGAAAUGGAUAAAACAACACACGUAAAUGAAAAAAAAAAGCUAAAAAACGUUUAUUUAAUAACUUGUAUUCCCUCCCCGAGCUCUAAUUACUGCUUCCAUACGGUUCUUCAUCGAUCGGAUGAGAGUCACGAUCACAUGCUGUGGUAUAUUGUCCCAUUCCUUUUCCAGAUUUUCUUUUCCAGAUUGCAUCUUGCAGCUGGCUAAGUGUUUCUGGGGCAGGAUCUCUUGCUCGAAUUCGUCUCUUUAAUUCAUCCCACAGAUGUUCAAUGGGAUUCAUGUCCGGGCUUCUUGCUGGCCAUUCCAUAAUAGAGAUAUCGACUUCGUUAAGAUAAUGUCGUACGACGCCCGCGGUGUGAGCCCUAGCAUUGUCGUGCAUGAAUAUGAAGCCGUUGCCAAUAAAAUGUGCAUAGGGCAUCACAUGAGGCUCGAGACACUCUUCGACGUACCGAUGACAGUUUAGUGCAGGCAGACGUGGCCCAGACACGAAAGCAAGCUCUGUCUUACCGUCGGCGCUGAUUCCUCCCCAAACCGUCCACGAACCGCCACCAUAGCUGACCUUUUCUUCAAUGCAGCAUUGUGCAUAGCGUUCUCCGUCUCUUCUGUAGACCUUGUUCCUUCCGUCGUUACCAUACAGCAUAAUUUUACACUCAUCAGAAAAGAGAACUUUGCUCCACUGUAGGUAUGACCAAUUUAGGUGCUCACGUGCAAAGUUAAGGCGCGCUCUUCGAUGGUCUGCAGUUAAUUUCGGCCCAUUUGCUGGCUUAUGCGGUACCAGUCCACGAUCCUUCAACCUUCUUCUAAUUGUAGAGUCACUUACAGCCACCCUUCGUACAACACGAAGCCGCUGCUGCAGUUGAAAAGCGUUAAGGCGUUGAUUUCUUAAAGAAGUUGUUACAAUAAAUCGAUCAUCUCGCUCAGAAGUAACCCGAUUCCUGCCAGAUCCUGAACGGCGCGUGAACAAACCAGUCUCCCGAUAACGUUUAUAGACUCUAUGAACAGAUGACAGGCUUAGAUGCAGUCUUGCAGCCACAACACGCUGACUAAGGCCAGAAUCCAGCAAUGCCACAACUUGGGCGGCUUCUGUGGGCGAAGUAUCCAUACGUUUUAGAAAAAAAACCUUUUUUCAGACGUCCCAAAGUCACAGUAUUGAAAUAAAAAACAAAAAGUUUAAGGAUAGGCGCCAAUUUUUAGUUUUUAAACGCUAAAUGUACUCCAACCCUAAACACACAUUUGUCUCAAAACAGUGAUUCAUUUCGUUUAUAAGAUAAACAAAUGAAAUUCUAAUUUUGAAUUUAGAAUUUUCGCUUAUUACUGUAAUGGCCAAACUGCCAGCUAUACAUUUAUGUAUUUUUUUUCAUCGUAUGAAUUCUUUUUUGUGUUAAAUUCGGACAGAAACAAUGAAAACGGAAGUGUUUCGAUUUUUUUGAUGAGAAGUGUAUAUUUAAUAAAUGAAUUAUACAUUAAAAA